Molecule: messenger RNA, 1152 nt
Organism: Durio zibethinus
Lineage: Eukaryota; Viridiplantae; Streptophyta; Magnoliopsida; Malvales; Malvaceae
Source: RefSeq, a predicted model, not a curated record
UAUAAGUACUAGCCAUUGGCUUUCAAAACUUUAAAACCAAUUUAGAAAAAAAAAAUGGCCUUCACACUACUUUUUGUGUGUCUUUCUUUCUUACCCAUAAUUUCUUCUUAUCUUUUAAGUUAUGGUGGGGCUGUAGAUAAUGUCCUUCCACCACCAUUAUUGGGAAACACUGAAUUUGAUAUACCAGCAUUAUACGUAUUUGGUGACUCGUAUGUGGAUGCUGGAAACAACAACUUCAUUCCAACCAAGUCCAGAGCCAACUAUUUCCCGUAUGGCAUAGACUUUGGUGGCGCACCUACUGGCCGUGCCACCAAUGGCAGAACGGUGGUUGAUUUCAUUGCCCAUGUUACUGGCCUUCCAUUUCCUCCUCCAAUGCUUGGCAUGUCAAAGGCUGGGAGGAAAAAAACUCUUACAGGAGUGAAUUACGGGUCCGCUGGUAGUGGCAUACUUCAUUCUCCCCCAAUCGCGGAACAACUUUUUGGGCAUGUCUUAAGCUUCGAGGAACAAGUCUCCUUGUUCAAGAACACAAUCAUGGACUUGAAGGAUCAGUUUGACUGUGCAGAAAGCUUUGGGUUUUAUUUGUCAAAAUCGUUAUUUUUUAUCCACAUAGGAAGCAAUGACUUGGGUUUAUUCUGGGAUUUGGGGAGACAAUCCAUUGGUGUUGAGAAAUAUCCUAAACUCCUCUCAGAAGAAUUGUCCAAGCAGUUGCAGGCACUAUAUCAACUUGGUGCACGCAAGUUUUUUGUCAACAAUGUGUCUCCACUAGGAUGCCUACCCUUCAACAUAAACAAAGUGAAGCCCAAGACACCAUGUUUUGAGGAAUUAAACAGGCGAAUCUCUACCUACAACCUGCUCCUUCCAGGUUUACUAGCAGAUCUGGAGUCCUCCCUUCCAGAAUCUAAAUUCAUUCUUGGAGAUCUUUUCAAGCUUUUCGAAGAUGUUUAUGCAUCUCCAAGAACAUAUGGGUUUAGGAACAUAAAAGAUUCUUGCUGCAUUGAUGUGAAUCGAAAUGGUACUGGACCAUGUGCGCCCAACUUGGAGCCAUGUCUGGACAGGGAAACUCAUGUGUUUUUCGAUCCCUUUCACAUCAGUGAAAGAAUGCAUUUCAUAUGGGCGAGGACCUCCUUGAAGAGCUGGGCUAGCAAAAUGUGA